GUACCGGCCGACCGUAUAGGCGGCCAUUCAGCAUACAUACGAAAGCGUAUAGUGGUAUCAAUUUCGUAGAACUUAAGCCUAAUAGUGAUGCGGGCGAGUCGUGCUAUGGCCAAGUUCUCUGUCUCUCUUUUUUCUACUUUAUUCUGCAUUACUGAGCAGGAAAUUAAUGUGUUACAGCAGACCCUGGAAUUUCGCCGAAAUCGGGUAAUUGAGGACACAAAAGAUUAAACAAUAUAGGGCAGCUAAUAAUUUUACAGCAUGAUUCCUGACGGUUCUAUCAUAGUGGAAUCCACUGUCUCCUCGAAAGGACUAUCAUGGGUUGACCGAAUGUACCAAAAAUUUGAGCACAUUUGUGAAGAGGUGGAUAAAAACCCUUCUCAUUUAAUACAGGAGACAACCAAGUAUGUAGAAAAUCAGGUGAGCAUUGCAGGGGCAAACGUACGUAAAAUAUGUGCAGAAGUUAUACAGGAAAUCCUGCCACCAGCUCCUGAAGCUGCUAUCAAGAGUUUAUCGUCUAUUAUAACUGUUGAUUUAGAGGAAAAGUUCAUCAUUUCAGAAAAGCCCAAGCCAGAUCCUGAAAAAACUAAUUCGUUGAUUACAAAGUCUGUGGACCUUUAUAAGUCGAAGCAGGACUUUGCUAAUGUUAAGAAAGAACCUGAUGUUGUGUUUGCAUCAUGUGAGACAUUACACAAGAGCAUUCAAUGCAAUCCUCAAGAUGCAGACUCUGACUUAUCAAUCUUAAACACAUCAAGGCUGACACCACCUCCACAUCUUCAAGAAACAUUGGAUGCAGAAAAGCAGUCUGCGACUCUUACUCUAGAACCUGACAAUCGUACUGAUGAUGUAUAUAAUGUACACAAAUUGCUAUCACUUCCUUUUGCUGAUCCCAUUAAGGAACAACAGUCCAAGUCAAUUCAAUUGGAUGGCUCAAUACGGGCUGAUGAAAUGGGGAAAACACCAUUGGACGUCUUUGAGGAUCUACCAGAAAUUAAUGAUGGACUAACAGUCCGUGCAGCUAUUGAACCUUUCUGUGUAGAUCAUUUCCAAUCCUGCAAGUUCAACAGUACUGUGGAUGAAAGUGAGCAAUCAGCAUACUGGUAUGGAGCUGGCAGCAUUGAUAUUCCAGCAUCUAAUUCCUUUUAUGAGGUUCCGGAUGCCAACAAGGAUCAUAGCACUGAACAUUGUGAUUCAGACUGGGAAGUUCUAUAAGAUAUUACAACUGUGUAUUCUGGGACAACUGGAACCUAUGUGCGUAAAGGUAGUGCCUUAUGUAAGUUACUAUAAUCUUCGAGCCUGAUUCAGUUUGAGAGGCAGGUUUCGUUGAUUACCUUGUUACAGAAUGGUUACAUUUGAUUAGUCAGUGGAUUUAGGUCAGGAUAGUUACUCUAGGCUUAUCUGUCAAGCAGGUAUUCUCCAGGAAUCCAUUAUGGAUAGGAAUUGCUGCAAUUGCAAGUAUUUAUAGUUAUUGGACACCCUUCUUUCAUGUUUGAGGCUGGUCUUUAGAACAUACUUCAGGGUAGGCUGGAAACUAACUUGUUUCUAGCAUCAAAAUGCGUAAACCUACUUGUACCUUGUCAUUGAAAGUUUUCUUUUAUAUUUAGGUCCCAUCUAAAUCUGUAUGUAAACUGUUUAAUAUUUAUUUGUAUGGAACGUGUCUGGAAAACCUCCACAAAAUUGUGAUCA
Messenger RNA from Cryptomeria japonica (Japanese cedar), 1683 nucleotides. RefSeq lists its product as uncharacterized. NCBI's taxonomy places the organism in Eukaryota, Viridiplantae, Streptophyta, Pinopsida, Cupressales, Cupressaceae. The record is from RefSeq and is a predicted model, not a curated record. The coding region runs from base 259 to 1209 and encodes 316 amino acids. The transcript is spliced from 5 exons.